This is a messenger RNA of Closterium sp. NIES-65, 897 nucleotides long. The record is from the annotation of a GenBank genome assembly. Lineage: Eukaryota; Viridiplantae; Streptophyta; Zygnematophyceae; Desmidiales; Closteriaceae.
AUGGAGGACUUCGUGUUCGACCCGAGUUCAAUACCCGCUGAGAUCAAAUUGUCGGGUGAUCCGUAUAGCAGUGGGGAACACGGGAAGAUGGCGUUUUUGUUCCUCACGAGAUCGACCAUCCCGCUUGCUCCGUUAUGGGAAAGAUUCUUUAAGGGUCACGAGCACCGCUACUCCAUCUACGUGCACAGCUCCGACCCGUCCUUUCAAAUCACUGCUGAUAACACCCCCUCGCCCAUCUUCCUAGGCCGCCAAGUGCCCAGUGGCGAGGUCCUGUGGGGCGACAUCACCAUGGUGGACGCGGAGCGAAGGCUGGUGGAAAUCUCCCUGUUGGACCCGGAUAACCUCUUCUUCACCCUUGUGUCUGAGAGCUGCAUACCCCUGUGGUCCUUCCAAUAUAUCUAUAAUUACGUUGCCACCACGUCAGUCAGCUUCAUUGAAAGGUUUGACUGCCCUCUGAACAUUGGCUUUGGUCGCUACAUGGAAGCGAUGGGGCCCGAGAUAAAAAAGAAAGACUUCAAGAAGGGAUCUCAGUGGUUUGUGCUUCAACGGAGGCACGCAAUGAUGGUCAUCACAGACAGAAAAGUCUACUUCAAGUUCCAAAAACACUGCAAACCAAAGCGGGAGUUCAAGAACUGCUACUCGGACGAGCACUACCUUCAAACACUCUUCCAGAAGCUGGAUCCAGGAGGCGUGUCCAACUACACGGUGACGUUUGUGGAUUGGACGGAGCGCAAGUGGCAUCCCAAGGCCUACUCCGUGGACAACACCACCUCGCUCCUUCUCAGGCAAAUCAAGUGCGAGGAUCGGUACAUUGCAUGGCGUCCCUACUGGCAUCGCAUUCGCCAGUCGUACAAGAGUCAUCUGGUGCUGGACCCAAGCACAGGAAAACCGGUCAAG